This is a messenger RNA of Gamsiella multidivaricata, 924 nucleotides long. Its product is annotated as Pkinase-domain-containing protein. The record is from RefSeq and is a predicted model, not a curated record. Gene Ontology annotation, biological process: protein phosphorylation. Gene Ontology annotation, molecular function: ATP binding; protein kinase activity. Bases 1 to 924 code for a protein of 307 amino acids. The transcript is spliced from 6 exons. NCBI's taxonomy places the organism in Eukaryota, Fungi, Mortierellomycota, Mortierellomycetes, Mortierellales, Mortierellaceae.
AUGUCGAGCAGACGAAUCGCGACGGGGGAUACCAUCUUUGCCAGCCAACUCUUCACAAGACAGGAGCUUGUAGGACGCGGCGCUUAUGGGGCCGUCUACAAAGGGAUUGAGAAUGCAACACAACAAGUGGUCGCUAUCAAGGUUCUCAAUCUCGACACUGAGGAAGAAGACGUUUCAGAUAUCCAGCGAGAGAUCGCGACCUUAUCGCAGCUCAAGAAUUGCGACUCACAGAACAUUACGCGAUACCAUGGCAGCUUUUUGAAUGGGACAAAACUCUGGAUCGUCAUGGACUAUGCCGCGGGAGGAAGCAUACGAUCUCUGCUACAAGCCUUGACGAGGAUAGACGAAAAAUGCAUAGCAGUCAUUGCGAGGGAGGUUCUCCAAGCACUGGGAUAUCUUCAUAAGCAUGGCAUUAUCCACAGAGACAUUAAAGCCGCCAACAUUCUCUUAACGGACGAGGGGCGGGUACAACUAUGCGACUUUGGCGUGGCGGGUCAAGUAACGAUGAACUCAUUGAAGCGCAACUCGUUUGUUGGCACACCGUACUGGAUGGCACCAGAGGUGAUCAGGGAAGGCCAGACUUAUGACUAUAAGGCUGACAUCUGGUCCUUAGGAAUUACGAUAUAUGAGAUUGCCACGGGGAAUCCACCGUUCGCAGAUCAGGACCCUAUGCGAGCCGUGUCAUUAAUUCCAAAGUCAAGACCUGCUCAGUUAGAGGGCGACUGGUCCCCAGCCAUGAAGGAGUUUGUCGCUCUCUGCCUUCACGAAGAACCCAAUGAGCGGCCCUCAGCAGAGGAUUUAUUGAAGACAAAGUGGAUCAAGAGUAACAGCAAGAAUUCAAUCUCAUUACUGAAAGAUCUGGUCGCCAAGUUCAAGCAGCAUAAACUGGAUUCGGCACUCCAUAAAGAAGAGACCAACAGGUAA